Messenger RNA from Eucalyptus grandis, 3617 nucleotides. Its product is annotated as mannosylglycoprotein endo-beta-mannosidase. Bases 159 to 3137 code for a protein of 992 amino acids. Gene Ontology annotation, biological process: carbohydrate metabolic process. The transcript has 11 exons. The record is from RefSeq and is a predicted model, not a curated record. Gene Ontology annotation, molecular function: hydrolase activity, hydrolyzing O-glycosyl compounds. Lineage: Eukaryota; Viridiplantae; Streptophyta; Magnoliopsida; Myrtales; Myrtaceae.
ACUCGGAGCAGACUCACUCGCUCAAGCAAGCGGAAGACUUGCGAGCUGGUCUUCCUCGCCAUCGGCGGUUAUUCCCUCGCCGCCCGCCGCCGCUGCUCCGGGGACGAGGUUUCCGGCCGGCCUGAAUCGGAGGGGGAGGGGGUGUCCUGCGGAGAGAAAUGGAGGCCGCGGUGACGCCGGUGAUCGCCGGGAUCGGGAAGACGAGGUUCGACUCCGGAUGGCUCGCGGCGAGAUCGACGGAGGUGGAGCUCACCGGGGCCCAGCUCACCACGACGCAUCCCCCGACGGGAGCCGAUCCUCCGUGGAUGGAGGCCGUCGUCCCCGGGACUGUUUUAGCAACCCUGGUAAAGAACAAGGCAGUUCCAGAUCCUUUUUAUGGGUUAAAUAACGAGGCCAUUAUAGAUAUUGCUGAUUCUGGAAGGGAACACUACACAUUUUGGUUCUUUACGACUUUCCAAUGCAAGCUGCCUGAAGCACAACACCUUGAUCUGAAUUUUCGAGCAAUUAACUACUCUGCUGAAGUAUACUUAAAUGGGAACAAAAAGGUUCUUCCAAAAGGAAUGUUCAGAAGACAUCAACUUGAUGUAACUGACAUUCUCCAUCCUAAUGGACAAAACAUGCUAGCAGUUCUUGUUCACCCCCCAGAUCACCCUGGCAAAAUACCUCCAGAGGGAGGACAAGGUGGGGACCAUGAGAUCGGAAAGGAUGUCGCAACGCAAUAUGUUCAGGGUUGGGACUGGAUGGCUCCUAUAAGGGAUCGUAAUACUGGCAUAUGGGAUGAAGUAUCAGUUUCCGUCACUGGGCCUGUAAAGUUAAUUGAUCCCCACUUGGUGUCAUCAUUUUUCGACAACUAUAAGAGAGUAUACUUGCAUUGUACGACUGAGUUGGAAAAUAGAAGUACAAGGGUUGCUGAAUGCUCUUUGAGCAUCGAAGUGACUGCAGAACUAGAGGGCAAUUUCACCUUGAUAGAGCAUCUUCGGACUGAGCAUCGGUCAAUUUCACCCGGGGCUCGGAGUCAACAUACAUUUACAGAGCUGUUUUUCUAUAAGCCAAAUCUAUGGUGGCCCAAUGGCAUGGGAAAGCAGUCACUUUACCAUGUUGCUAUCAGUGUUGAAGUGAAAGGAUUUGGAGAGUCUGAUUCAUGGAGACAUCUAUUUGGAUUCCGCAAAAUUGAAAGUCAUAUUGAUAGUGCAACUGGUGGAAGGUUGUUCAAGGUUAAUGGGCAGCCCAUCUUUAUUCGUGGGGGUAAUUGGAUUUUAUCAGAUGGAUUACUGCGACUUUCAGAGAAACGCUACGAGACCGAUAUCAAAUUCCAUGCUGAUAUGAAUUUCAACAUGAUCCGCUGUUGGGGUGGUGGAUUAACAGAAAGGCCAGAAUUUUACCGUUAUUGUGAUAUGUAUGGUCUUCUGGUCUGGCAAGAAUUUUGGAUUACUGGUGAUGUUGAUGGACGUGGAGAUCCAGUGUCCAAUCCGGAUGGCCCCCUGGAUCAUGACCUAUUUCUUGUGUGUGCAAGAGACACUGUCAAGCUUUUAAGGAAUCAUGCAAGUCUGGCUCUUUGGGUUGGUGGAAAUGAACAAGUUCCACCAGUUGACCUCAACACAGCUCUAAAGGAUUACCUUAAACUUCAUCCCUAUUUUGAAAAGGUGGAUGAACAUGACAAAAUUUUAGAAGAUUUGAAUAAUGAGGAGGAAGAUCCCAGCCUCUACCUCGAUGGAACACGCAUCUAUGUUCAAGGGUCCAUGUGGGAUGGGUUUGCUGAUAGCAAGGGUGGCUGGACCGAUGGCCCUUACGAGAUCCAGUAUCCAGAAAGCUUCUUUAAAGAUGACUUUUACAAUUAUGGAUUCAAUCCAGAAGUGGGUUCUGUGGGUAUGCCUGUUGCGGCUACCAUCAGAGCAACAAUGCCUCCGGAAGGAUGGCAAAUUCCUAUCUUCAAGAAACUUCCAAAUGGUUACACUGAAGAAGUUCCAAAUCCUAUAUGGCAAUACCAUAAGUACAUACCAUACUCAAAACCAGACAAGGUUCAUGAUCAAAUCGAAGUCUACGGUACCCCCACAGAUCUUGAUGACUUCUGUUUGAAGGCUCAGCUCGUAAACUACGUACAGUAUAGAGCUUUAUUGGAAGGCUGGACUUCUCAUAUGUGGAGAAAAUUUACGGGGGUUCUCAUAUGGAAGACGCAGAAUCCUUGGACUGGGCUUAGAGGUCAAUUUUACGAUCACCUACUUGAUCAGACAGCAGGGUUCUAUGGCUGCCGUUCAGCUGCAGAGCCGAUCCAUGUUCAACUUAAUCUAGCCACCUAUUCUAUUGAGGUUGUUAAUACAACAUCAGAUGAGCUCUCUGGCAUAGCAAUAGAAGCAUCGGUAUGGGAUUUGGAGGGAGCAUGUCCAUACUACAAGGUUUUUGACAAACUUUCAGUGCCACCCAAAAAGACUGUUUCCAUUGUGGAGAUGAACUAUCCCAAGUCGCAAAGUCCAAAGCCUGUCUACUUCCUUCUUCUUAAACUCUACCAUAUGUCUGAUUCUGGUAUCAUAUCUAGGAACUUCUACUGGUUACAUGUGUCUGGUGGUAACUACAAGCUUUUGGAAGCAUACAGGAAGAAGAAAGUACCUCUCAGGAUCACAUCUAGGGCUUAUGUCAGAGGUUCCACAUACGAAAUUGACAUGCAUGUGCAAAACACUUCUAGAAGGCUGAACUCUCAAAAUUUAACGUACCGGAAUAUUUUCAGUAGAAGGCAUCGUGUGGGAGACAUUGACUUGGCCUCUUUGGGUUCUGACCAAGCUGCUAAGGAGGUAAAACGUCAAUCUGGUUUACUUCAGGGAGCGGCCAAGUGCUUUUCUGGUUUACUUCAGGGAGCGGCCAAGUGCUUUUUGAAGGAAGCUAAUAGUCCAAGCGUUGCCAUUAUAAAUGGGACCGACGUUGGAGUGGCUUUUUUCCUUCAUUUCUCUGUUCAUGCUAUGAAGACAGACCGCAAGGAAGGAGAGGACACGAGAAUCCUUCCUGUUCAUUACUCGGAUAAUUACUUCUCUUUAGUACCAGGCGAAAUUAUGACCACCAAAAUCUCUUUCGAAGUUCCACCAGGUGUUACUCCUCGAGUCACGCUCAAUGGCUGGAAUUACCAUGGUGGGCAUACAGUCCACUGAGGUGAGAAAUGUUCAUAGUCCUGUCUGUUCUUACCAUUCUAUGGAGGGAACGUGCUUUUCAGAUUGAUGUCUCCGCCCUUAAGUCCUUGUCCAGGCUGUGUUAAAUUCGCGCAUCAGUUUCCUUGGUUAAAUCUUCAUCAGCAGUUUCUCACCGUCCGACUGGAAAUUAAGCAUCGUCACUGGAAGAGUCCAGUAUUUUCGCCUCUUCACACUCUCGGAGUUUCUUGGGGAAUGCUGCGGGAUGCUCCAACCACAUCAAUCAGUCUUGCCUUGAAUCGUUGACAAUGUCAAUUGUUGAAGCGAAUGUAUUUAUAAACAUGCGUGCUUUCUCCGUGCUAUACUCAUUUCAGGAAUCUUUAUUAUCUGUAUAGAGAAACAGAUAAAGAAACGUGAGAGAAUAAACGGGGGAAACAAUCUUUCCUCCUAUCUUUAUUCCUGGAUGUUUCCCCACUUCUUAGAAAUGACAAGUUGAUAAAUAUA